This is a messenger RNA of Planococcus citri (citrus mealybug), 1011 nucleotides long. Its product is annotated as protein C19orf12 homolog. The transcript has 2 exons. Bases 229 to 648 code for a protein of 139 amino acids. The record is from RefSeq and is a predicted model, not a curated record. Lineage: Eukaryota; Metazoa; Arthropoda; Insecta; Hemiptera; Pseudococcidae.
UUUAUCUAAUCUUUGUCAUCGACAUUCGACAAAAAUAUCGAAAACAAAGACUUGACAAAGACGCAGCGUUUUCAAUUUUCUUUACAACCGUAGAACCGUACAGCGAUUGAUUCACUAGUUUCUGAAAAGUGAAAAGUCUGAAUAAGGCAUAAGUAUUUCUAUUUUUGUGUUUGCUUUCAUUAGCAUGUGUUUCGUAGUUUGUGUUUGAUAGAUCAAAGUUCUUCAAAAAUGGUUAUUCGCACCAGAGAAAUCGUUGAAAUUAUGGCUGAUUUAGCCAGGCACGAGAAUAUACGAGUCAACAUUACCGAAAGUCUCAAAGGUGGUUUGGUAACGGGAGCUUCCGCAUUUCUCGGCGGUGUUUUCUUGGGACCUUUAGGAAUAGCAGCUGGAGCUGCCCUGGGAGGUCUCACUGCAGCGAGCACUUGCUCAAAUUUCCGUCCUAUUGCAGAAAUUCUGCUGAAUGAUCUUACCUCGGCACAGCAAGCUUUGUUGGUAAAUAGAGUGAAUAACGUAAUUCAGAAUCUCGGCGUAGAAGACGUAGUUACGUUAACAGCAAUGAUUGCUAGUCGUGGAGGAUUACGUGACAAUUUAGUAGAUGUUUUACGGUUAUUUGUUACCAGCGAUUUACAUUACUCUCUUGCUCGUUAAACGAAAGCACAAAAUGAGCAUUUAGAUGUCUAACGCGUUAUUGGUUGUACAUAUAUUUCAAUUUCAUGAUUAUAUCAAAUAUUCGAAAUUAGUCAAUUGUUUUAAUGUUACUAAUUUUUAUAUAGAUCUUGAAACGUUUACGUGCCUUUGGUUAUUUUUAUUAUAUAAUGUAUGGUUUUAAAAUGUGAUUUUUUUUCUCUAUAAUUUCAAUUUAUCAUGUUCUCAAACUCUAUUUUAUAAAACAGUUUGUCGACUGAUCUUAGCUUGUACUUUUAUUAUUACGCAAUUUCCUAGUUUACGAUUUUAUAAAUUUAUUUUUCAAAGGUGUCGAUGUAAAAUAAUAUAUUGUUUUUUCGUUUCGUA